AUGGCAGGUUUGAAGCAGUUUCUGGAUCGCUUCGGAGGCUGUGGUGACGCAGAGGCUCAGUGGCUGCAGAAACUGUUUGUCUUUGUCAGAGAUCACGUGUGUCCUGACUCUGCCCCCUCAGUGUGUGGUCUCAGUCUGGAGCUGGUCCGGGUCCUGAAGGAGAACAGCCCUUCUGGGACUUUACCCUUGUCCUACAGUCUCGUUUCAGUCUCUGAGCUGUUGUCGCAGCAGCGUGUUCCCUGCGUCAGUUGCCUCACUUGGUCGACCAAUCAGCACAGAGCGUGGAUGCGGGACUCUGAGCUGAUUGCAGGACUCCGCCCACUGCCCCGGGUGAAGCUGCUCCUGAUUGGAUCGCUGGGAAGGGAGCGAGGUCCAGACUUGAGUCUAAAGGACGCGACUGGGGAGGUUGCCUGCCAGUCUCAGGUCCCCCUUCAGUCUGGCUCUCUGGACACGCCUGUCUUCUUACCACACUGGAACUACAUACCCCAUAAUACACCAGGACUGCUUGAGCUUGUUGCUCCGCCCCUGCUGCUGUGCCCCGCCCCUCCACAGCAGCCAUUGGACAGCGUCACAGAGGGGGUGGGGCAUCUGACUGUCUAUCAAGCAGCGGCUCUCCUCUUUCGGCAUCAGAACAGUGGCCGUGCCCCUGAUGGCAGUGGGCGGGGCCUCUGCAGAGGGGGGCGUGUCUCUGUCAGUGGUCUGGUCUCUGCAGUCUGCCCCCUGUUGGACAUCAGUGGAACCUCAUUCUUCAUCUUCUGUUUGACACAAAACCAAACGAGCGUCAACGUCAUCGUCAAGGACAGUCUGUGGUGGAGCAGGAGCAUGCACGUGGACAUGAGAGUGCACGUGACACAGCUGAGAGUGUGCACGUUACGCAGCCGGAGGGGGGUCAGGGUCCUGAGCUCUACCGACCAAUCACAGCUCUGCGUUCAGACAGAGGACCAACUAGAGAGCAGGGUUCAAUCUCAGGACCAAUCACAGCUCUGCGUUCAGACAGAGGACCAAUCAGAGGGCAGGGUUCAAUCUCAGGACCAAUCACAGCCAGCGUCUAAAGACACGCAGCCUCAGAACCAACCUUUCGACCAAUCAGGACUUAGGCGUUCUACAGUCAUAAACUACAAGGGCACUGUGACGGAGGUGCUGAGCCGGGGGGCGGGACUUUAUGUGAUUGACAGUAAAGUGGGUCUAUGUUUGGCCAAUCAGCCGCUGCCGACGAGACGCAUCAGACCUGGAGACGUGGUCCAGGUCUCUAACGUGCACGUGUUGCGGAGGCCAAGCCCGGACCACGCUCCCAUCAUGCUUUGCUGCUGCCUUCGCUCUGGCGUCACAAUCACGGCCUUCAGCCCCGGUUACCGCAGCGACGAGGAGGAGGAGGAGCCGUGUCCAGGAGACGGGGUGUUGCCGCGGAUACUGCUGCAGAAGGAAGUGGAUGUGGCCGAAUACCUGUGGAUGUGUCAUGUGACUGAACGCCUGAGGAACAGCCUCUCUCCUCAGGGUCAGUGCUUGUGCCUUGUCUCCUGGAGCAUCCUUCAGUCUCUGACCACAAACCGGACGUCUCGCCGCCGUGACAUCUACGGAGAAAUGAUGGACACGCCCCACCACUGCCCUGUCACCACGUAUGGCUCCGCCUCCUCGCUUCCGCACGUGCUCAGUCUGGAGUCUCUGCACGCUGGUCUUCUCGCUCGCUGCUGGUCCUCACUGUCACUGCGCUCACUGCUGCCCUCUGAUGGACAGAGCAUGAACUGCAGCCAACUCAACGCUGCGCUUAGCUGGUCUCAGGUCAGCCAGAGAUCUCAGAAUCCAGACCCGAAAUUAGACCCGAGACCGGACCAGGGAGAGCGCCCCCUGGUGGUGGUGGGUCUGCUGCAGCUCCCGUCUCCAGAAUCUGAGGCUCUGAGUCUGGUGCUACAAGACGCAACAAUGGCUGUCCCAUGUGUGGUGACCGAGGGGAGACUGCACCAGGGACCAGGCCAGGGACCAGGCCAGGGACCGGACCAGGACAGGAGGGAGCAGACCGCCUUCUUCAGCUCAGCCUGGAUCGGCUGUCUGGUGUGUGUGCGUCACUUCACCAUGGUAACGGAGCGCUUCAUCCAAUCAGAUUUCCCCUCCUUCAACCACCUGGAGCAGGAGCACUUUAUCAGCCAAAAGCAGGCCAGGGUUUACCUCCAGUUCUCGCUGGACCAGGUGACCGUUCUCAGCCCCUCUGACUCCAUGGCAGCGCUGCAGGAGGCGGAGUCAGAGGAACCCGAUGUAAAGAAGAGAAAAACUGACUGCUCACAGGGUGGCGGAGUCACGGGCUGCGUCUCGGUGGUGAUUCGAGCAGAGCAGAAACAGGGUGUGGCCUACAGGAACGUGGGGGCGGGCUCUACGCUGUCAUUCAACCUCAGAGCUGCCGUGAUUGGCCCGGUUGUCAGCUGGGGGCGGGACCCAAAGAACCGUCCAAUCACAGAGAGAGAGAUGACAACGACAGGAGAAAAGACGAACAUGAGCCUGUCCUUCUCUGGCGCCUCCUCUCGCUGGUUCCCUCUGCUGCAGGACGACUGCUACUACAGACUGGUGGCUCCAGGAACUCAGGAUCCCAGCGUUUUGAUUGGCUGCACUGUUGCCGGGCAGACAGGGGUGGAGCUGCACGCUGACUCUGCCCUCCAGGUUCUCUCUGAUUGGAGGAUUCACACUGUGCCCCGCCCCCUGAACGAGGCACCAGAGUCAUGUGACCUCGGCAGUUUGAGCAACGUCAUCAGCUCCACUUCGGCUCUGGUCAGCUUCACUGCUCUGGUCUCAGACAGAGUUGGAGUCAGCGACAGAAGCAAAACAUCACAGACAGGGGCACGUCUCACGGUGUGUGAUGACGGAGGGCGGAGCCUGCACGUGUACCUGGACACAGGCCACGCCCCGUUCAUACCUGGACUGUUACCUGGCAACCGACUGCGCUUCAGCCGCCUGCAAAGGAAGGUGUCUAGGGCCGGGUCGGUCUACUGCUGCUGGCUCCCGGUCUCCAGCGUCUGCAUUGUCUCCACACAAAGUCAGAGUGCAGCGCCGCCUCAGUUUCCCAUGAUGCUCUUGGGCCUCUGGAUGCAGGAGGGUGGGGUCAGUGUGGCACGGGUCAGAGGUCAGCUGGUCUGUGUCCUCUUCCUGCAGCUUCAGUGGAGCUGCUCCCUCUGCGAGCGCCGCUUCACCACCAACUGCAGCGGCCCCCAGUGCACCUCCUCUUCUGCAGUGUUUCAGGCUAAAGCAAAAGUGGUGCUGGAGGAUGGUUCUGCCGAGGCUCACGUCUUCUUCUACAACGCUCUGGUGCAGACUGUGCUCCGAUUGGACGACUCGCAGUGGGCGGGGCUUCAGCGGGCGGUCAAGGUCAAAGGUCACAUCCAGGUCACGCCCAGAGGGAGGGGCUUAUCUGUGACUGGUCCAGACCAACUCCUUCUGCAGCUCCUCCUUUCUCUUUCUGCUGAAGUUCUGUUCGGCUCUGUGACUCUGACCUGUCGACGCCAGCGCUCCUCCAGACCUGGGGGUAACCACGAUCUGCGGCGCGUGGUCCGAGGAGACAGAGACUUUAUGACCCGAGUGACUCCGCCCCUUCAGCUCACCUGUGACUACCUGGAGAGAAGCUGA
This is a messenger RNA of Knipowitschia caucasica, 3609 nucleotides long. The record is from the annotation of a GenBank genome assembly. Lineage: Eukaryota; Metazoa; Chordata; Actinopteri; Gobiiformes; Gobiidae.